Messenger RNA from Solanum pennellii, 2943 nucleotides. Its product is annotated as UDP-glucuronate 4-epimerase 3. The coding region runs from base 619 to 1926 and encodes 435 amino acids. The transcript has 2 exons. Lineage: Eukaryota; Viridiplantae; Streptophyta; Magnoliopsida; Solanales; Solanaceae. The record is from RefSeq and is a predicted model, not a curated record.
UCCUCCCAUCUCCCCCAACUCUUUCUCCUCCAAGAACCUCAAUAAUGGUAAAAAAAAAUUAAAAUUAAUCUUUCAAUUACAAACAUCUCUAAUCAAAGUUUAAACUAAUCCAUUUUCAUUAAUUUUACAUUUUUUUUUGUUUUGACUUUGUUCUUGGAUCUUGAUCUCCCCCUACCCACCUAAUAGUCCACUCCAAAUCUUUCAUUAUUCCAUUUUUAAAUUCUUCAAACCUCAUUCUUCUCCCUCCCUAAUUAGUCCACCCCCUUCUUAAUCUCUUCCUCUAAUCACCCAUUUUCUUCAUAAAAAUCCAAUCUUUACUUCAUUUCAAGAAACCCCACAAAGUAAUCUUGAACAAUAACCAAUCCCUUCAAGAAAUCAAUAAGAUUCUUAUUCUUAUAGAUAAGUGCUAAAAUUCCCCAUACCCCUUUUUCUUGUUUUCCUUAUCCCAAUUUACAUUAUCAAGAAUCAAUCUUUCUUUCAUUGGGGGCAAAAAUAUAGAGAAAAAAAGGAAAAUUUCUCAAACCCUUAUCUUGAUUAAUCAAGAAAAACCAGUGGAAAAAGAUUUGGAGAGUUUCUUGAUUUGGGUAUUGUUUAAAUUUUCAAGAUUUGUUUAGAAUAAUGUCCCAAAUGAAGCACAUUGAUAAUACUCCAUCAACCCCAGGAAAAUUCAAGAUUGAAAAAUCUCCUUAUAAUAGGCUUAGGCUACAAUUUUCUUUAGCCAAGAUCAUUUUUUGGUCACUUGUUUUUGUGGGGUUAAUCUUUGUAUUCUUUUACAGAUCACCAUCAUCUUCCUCUCAUGUUUCUUCAGAUCUCUUCAGGAGAUCUCUUAGAACAAGCUCUUAUGGUGGUCCAGCUUGGGAGAAAAAGAUUAAGGCUUCAACAAAACCAAGGUCAAGUAAUGGUAUUUGUGUGUUGGUAACUGGUGCAGCUGGUUUUGUAGGAACACAUGUAUCAGCUGCUUUAAAACGCCGCGGUGAUGGCGUGUUGGGGUUGGAUAAUUUCAAUGAUUAUUAUGAUCCCUCGCUCAAAAGAGCAAGGCAAGAGCUACUAGAGCGCUCUGGGGUGUACAUUGUUGAGGCUGACAUCAAUGAUGCCACCCUCUUGAAGAAACUUUUUGAAAUUGUUGCAUUUACUCAUGUUAUGCAUUUGGCUGCACAAGCCGGUGUGCGAUAUGCUAUGGAAAAUCCUAGCUCAUAUGUGCAUAGUAAUAUUGCUGGACUUGUUAAUAUGCUUGAGGUUUGCAAAAGUGUUAAUCCUCAACCUUCUAUUGUGUGGGCGUCGUCUAGUUCUGUAUAUGGAUUGAAUACUAAGGUACCCUUUUCAGAGUGGGAUAGGACAGACCAGCCUGCUAGUUUAUAUGCUGCUACUAAGAAGGCUGGUGAGGAGAUUGCUCAUACCUAUAAUCAUAUAUAUGGGCUUUCGAUAACUGGAUUGAGGUUUUUCACAGUUUAUGGACCGUGGGGGCGGCCAGAUAUGGCGUAUUUCUUUUUCACUAGGGAUAUUUUGAAGGGAAAGUCAAUUCCAAUCUUUGAGGCAGCUAAUCAUGGCACGGUCGCGAGGGAUUUUACCUACAUUGAUGACAUAGUUAAGGGUUGUUUGGGGGCAUUGGACACGGCUAAGAAGAGCACCGGAAGUGGUGGGAAGAAGAAAGGUCCUGCUCAAUUGAGGGUGUUCAAUUUGGGCAACACUUCACCUGUCCCGGUAUCUGAUCUUGUCAGCAUUUUGGAGAAGUUGUUAAAGGUAAAGGCUAAGAGAUUGAUUAUGAAGUUACCAAGGAAUGGAGACGUGCAGUUUACUCAUGCAAAUAUUAGCUUGGCUCAGAAGGAGUUUGGGUAUAAGCCUACCACAGAUCUACAGACAGGAUUGAAGAAAUUUGUUCGAUGGUACCUUAGCUACUAUGGUAAUGGAAAGAAAAGCGCGCAGUGAUACAUUCCGAUUCAAUCGAGUGUGAUGUCCAAGAAAAGGAAGAACGUAGCAGCAGGGUGUGGAUACGCUUCUGUCUCAUGGGUUUCUCUCAUCGUAGUUACUGCUUUUGUCCAUGGCUGUUCAAAUAUGAUUUGUUGGAGAUGCUAAACUCGAACUGUAUCUGUCUCAUGGGUUUCUCUCAUCGUAGUUACUGCUUUUGUCCAUGGCUGUUCAAAUAUGAUUUGUUGGAGAUGCUAAACUCGAACUGUAUCUAGAUUUUUUAGUUUUGCCUCUGAAACAAGUGCAUUAAGAUAUGUAAAAUGUGAAAGGUUGCAUGCUUGCUGGGAAUGAUUCUUGGGGAACUGUUGGAGGAAUAUUUAAAUAAAGCUUGCUGGAUUCUAUAAACACUUGCAUUUUCUUAAAGAUAUCUGAUGCUGUUGAACACAAAAAUAAUGAAGGAAUUUAUCUUACUAGUGUGUAUUUCACUGUCUGUGUUUACUAGUUUUCCUCAGAUUUCAUUUUCUUUUUAGAUAUCUUUAAGACAUUUGGCAGUUGGGAUUUUGUGUCAUGGGAACUUUUGAGUAAGUUAUUAGUACAUGGAUGGUUGCUAUGUUUUGGACAAAGUGCUGUCAAUUAGAUAGCUGAUAGCAGAUAUGACAAUUCUUUUGAACUUUUGAGUUAAGGGUGAAUUAUUUAACACAUGGAUGGUUGCUAAUUGAUAAAAGGCAUUAGCUAAAGAUUUUGGGCAAAGUGCUGCCAAAUGCUAGCUGAUAGUAGUUGUGACAAGAUGCCUGCUUGGUGUAAUUUAGACAUGUGAUACGGAAUCACAUUGAUUUUAAGUUGAAAUUUUGUUUGAACAUGCAAUUUGUAAGAAAAGCAGACUAUAUCUCUAAACCCAAUAUAGAUAUGGAGUAAGGUAAUUCAGUUCAUCAUUAACUAACACGGCAGAUAUUCGUAACAAUUUUAACGCAUUGGCAAGAUCGACUACUAAACAUAAGCAGCCAAGAUUUGAAUAUAUGACAUCUAAAGAAAGAAAAG